Messenger RNA from Drosophila mojavensis, 954 nucleotides. It is a transcript of the gene RpL8, whose product is annotated as 60S ribosomal protein L8. The record is from RefSeq and is a predicted model, not a curated record. Gene Ontology annotation, cellular component: ribosome; cytosolic large ribosomal subunit. Bases 28 to 798 code for a protein of 256 amino acids. Gene Ontology annotation, molecular function: structural constituent of ribosome; RNA binding. Gene Ontology annotation, biological process: cytoplasmic translation. NCBI's taxonomy places the organism in Eukaryota, Metazoa, Arthropoda, Insecta, Diptera, Drosophilidae. The transcript is spliced from 3 exons.
UCUUUUCUUUUUUACCCGAGCAUCGAAAUGGGUCGUGUAAUUCGUGCACAGCGUAAAGGCGCCGGUUCCGUCUUCAAGGCGCACGUCAAGAAGCGCAAGGGAGCCGCCAAGCUGCGUUCUCUGGACUUUGCCGAGCGCUCUGGCUACAUUCGAGGCGUCGUCAAGGACAUCGUUCACGAUCCCGGUCGUGGUGCUCCCUUGGCUGUCGUUCACUUCCGCGAUCCCUACCGCUACAAGAUUCGUAAGGAGAUGUUCAUCGCCCCUGAGGGCAUGCACACUGGCCAGUUCGUCUACUGCGGCCGCAAGGCUACUCUGCAGAUUGGCAACGUAAUGCCACUUAGCCAGAUGCCUGAGGGUACCAUCAUCUGCAAUCUGGAAGAGAAGACCGGUGAUCGUGGCCGUUUGGCGCGUACCUCUGGCAACUAUGCCACCGUCAUCGCCCACAAUCCUGACACCAAGAAGACUCGUGUCAAGCUCCCAUCGGGCGCCAAGAAGGUCGUCCCAUCGGCCAAUCGCGCCAUGGUCGGCAUUGUUGCCGGCGGCGGUCGCAUUGACAAGCCCAUCCUGAAGGCCGGUCGUGCCUACCACAAGUACAAGGUGAAGCGCAACAGCUGGCCUAAGGUGCGUGGUGUUGCCAUGAACCCUGUGGAGCAUCCCCACGGUGGUGGUAACCAUCAACAUAUUGGUAAGGCGUCCACAGUCAAGCGUGGCACAUCCGCUGGUCGUAAGGUCGGUCUCAUCGCUGCCCGUCGUACUGGUAGGAUUCGUGGUGGCAAGGGCGAUAGCAAGGACAAAUAAGCGAGAUCUGGAGGAGUACGUUCCGUCUGAAAUCGGCGUAAUGCUUUACAGUGUUACGUUGUUCAGUAUAAUUGUGCAUAUGUAUAUGGGAGAGCUGUAUGUGGUCAACAUGCAAUUGACACGACGGAAUAAAAUUUAUUUCUAAAUAAAACAAAA